Pimephales promelas (fathead minnow) is the source of this 1342-nucleotide messenger RNA. The record is from RefSeq and is a predicted model, not a curated record. Lineage: Eukaryota; Metazoa; Chordata; Actinopteri; Cypriniformes; Leuciscidae.
AUGGAAUGCCCGAUAGAUUCUAGCAGGAGGCUCAUAAUCCCCAUCAUCCACAUCAGUCGCAGGUACCAGCCACCUAUACGUGAGAUCCCCAGACCGCCGAAGCUCGUACCGCCGACAGUCCACGCCAAGAUCUCCAAAAAUCCAGCGAGGAUCGGCAUUCGGGAACAAGCUGAACCUCUGGUGCAGGUGGAUGGGAAACCCAGCUGUUGUUUCUUCAAGUUCAGUCCAAAACUGAUGUUUACCAAGGUCCUGAAAGCCCAGCUGUGGGUUUAUCUGCGGCCACUACAGCAAACUUCCACUGUUUACCUUCAGAUCCUUCGCCUUAAACCUAUCACUGAGCAAGGAAGCAGACACAUCCGCAUCCGGUCACUCAAGAUUGAGCUAAAUUCUCAGGCGGGUCAUUGGCAGAGCAUUGAUUUCAAACAUGUAUUGCAGAACUGGUUCAAGCAGCCCCAUACAAACUGGGGCAUUGAUAUAAACGCCUUUGACGAGAAUGGCAACGACCUGGCUGUGACGUCUCUGCGGCCUAGAGAAGAAGGACUGCAGCCGUUCCUGGAGGUCAAGGUUCUUGAAACCACCAAGCGAUCACGAAGGAAUCUGGGUCUUGACUGUGAUGAACACUCCACAGAAUCCCGCUGUUGUCGCUACCCGCUCACAGUUGACUUUGAAGCUUUUGGCUGGGACUGGAUCAUUGCACCUAAACGGUACAAGGCAAACUACUGCUCAGGCCAGUGUGAGUACAUGUUCAUGCAGAAGUACCCACAUACUCAUCUGGUGCAGCAUGCUAAUCCCAGAGGCUCAGCAGGGCCAUGCUGCACACCCACAAAGAUGUCGCCAAUAAACAUGCUCUACUUCAAUGACAAACAGCAGAUAAUCCAUGGCAAAAUCCCAGGAAUGGUGGUGGACCGUUGUGGCUGUUCAUAGAAUUGUUCGUUAUGGUUAUGGUUUAGCUAAGGGAAAGUGAUGGAGGGAGGGUGUCAGGGAUGCAUAAAAUCUGCAUGUCUCUACAAUUUCCUUAUAUUUUCCUUACAUACUUUGGAAAGAAUACUACAAAAUGUACAGAAAACAAAAACAUUUGUAGUUUCUUUCGCAAAUCCAGCAGAACAGUCCUGGAUAAAUCCUAAUACGAUUUCUCAAUUUAAAUCUAAAUUUUUAUUUUACAAACAAUCCGCUCUGCACAAAUAUAUUCUCAAAUAGAAAUAUAUUUGUGCAGUAUUACACAUUUAGAGAGAACAGAAAAAAUACUUGAUGCUGGAAACUUGUUGAAUUACAGCUGGUUGGGACACACUGGAAGAUGACACACACGCACAUGCGUGCACGCACACACACACACACACACACA